This is a messenger RNA of Paramecium sonneborni, 870 nucleotides long. Lineage: Eukaryota; Ciliophora; Oligohymenophorea; Peniculida; Parameciidae. The record is from the annotation of a GenBank genome assembly.
AUGAUAAAUCCUGGUUGUGAUACAAUUUUCAAUGAUUAAGAAACUUAUGAGAAUCUAAAUUUUUUAACUCAACCAAUUAAGAAAAUUUUCUUAAGUAAUGAAUUGACAAUACCAAAAAUAUUUAGUAAAAGUAAUUUUUAGUAAGAACUCAUUUUCUUAAUUAUAGAACUCCUAAAACUAAAGAAAUAUCACUCAAUAAUUCAGAAUAAAAAUGUUUCUAGAAGUUCCAAUAAUACAUUGCAAAUCAAAAUGACUCUUAAAUAUAAAUAAGCUAAGAUAAAUCUAAUACUCACAACUUAAAUAAAUGGUAUGUUUAACUUAUUCCAUUCAUAUAGAAAAUCAUACACUAUAUUAUAAUUUAAAUUUAAAUAUCAUAUAUUCGAAAUAUUAAAACCUUAUUAAAUUUUAUUUGAUUCAAUAUUUUAUAAUAGGAAUUAAGAAAGCAAGCCAUGUAAUUGUAAGAAAAGUAAAUGUUUGAAAUUAUAUUGUGAUUGUUUUGCUGCAGGUAAAUUAUGUUCUUCAAAAUGCAAUUGUUGUGGAUGUUUUAAUAAUAGUUCCAAUAUGAAUGAACGAAACUCUUUUAUUCAAAAAAUGAUUGAAAGAAAUCCUUAAGCAUUCAAUUAAAAAGUUUAGGAAAUUGAAUAAAAAUUAACACAUUCUAAAGUAAAAUAUAUUAAUUUCUUAUUUUAGGGAUGUAAUUGUAGAAAAAGUGGAUGUUAAAAAAAAUAUUGUGAAUGUUAUUAAAUGGGGAUUGAAUGUUCAGAUAAUUGUAAAUGUGAUGGAUGCUUAAAUUGUAGUUCAAAUACAUUCCCUAAAUAAUAAGAUACAUCAGAUUUUUAAUCAAAUUUAAAUCGUAAACUCAAUUUUUGA